AUGCACAUGAUGGUCGCCAGGCCGGAGCAGUGGGUGCAGCCCAUGGCUGUCGCCGGGGCAAACCAGUACACCUUUCACCUGGAAGCGACGGACAAUCCCGGGGCGCUGAUUAAAGACAUUCGGGAGAACGGGAUGAAGCCUGUACCCAGCUCUAGCUGCCCCUUGCUGUCAUCCCGAGGUGCAGUUGGGUUUGACUUUCCUCUCCUGCAGGUUGGCCUGGCGAUCAAGCCUGGCACCACAGUUGAACACUUGGCACCUUGGGCCAAUCAGAUAGACAUGGCUUUGGUGAUGACGGUAGAACCUGGAUUCGGCGGGCAGAAAUUUAUGGAAGACAUGAUGCCAAAGGUUCAGUGGCUGAGGACACAGUUUCCCUCGCUGGAUAUCGAAGUGGAUGGAGGAGUUGGGCCUGACACCAUCCAUAAGUGCGCAGAGGCAGGUGCAAAUAUGAUUGUAUCUGGCAGUGCUAUUAUGAAGAGCGCUGAUCCGAGAUCUGUGAUCAAUCUCCUGAGGAAUGUGUGUUCAGAAGCAGCUCAAAAGCGCUGUCUGGAUCGAUGAGACCUACCAAGCAGCGUUCAAGAAGGCUCUGUGCGUGCAGGAGAACCCUUGUUUCUCAUGUGUAAUGGAGGACUGGAUGAAUGUUAAGUUACGGAAACUUGUUGCUGCUGAACAGAGGAAUCAUUCCUUCGCUGCAAUGAAGCAAGCAGCAGUGAAACACAUUCUGUUUUUCUUUCAGGGUUGGCAAUGCAAUGGUUUGAACCUGUCUCGUAAUUCUGUGGAGGCUAAUUUUAUGGCACAACCUGUAACGCUGACUGAAUUGAACCAAACUUCAGUCAGUUUUUUGCUUGCUAGAAGAGUGUAGCAUCACCACAAGCCAUCUCUCUUGUGGAAGACUAAUCAAACUGCCCUCUGCUGUCUGUAUUUUGUCAUUUGAUCUGUGCAUUCCUACAAAAUUUUUCCAAUAGCUACAUUAAACACCCUUGGUGUG
This is a messenger RNA of Pterocles gutturalis (yellow-throated sandgrouse), 985 nucleotides long. RefSeq names its product ribulose-5-phosphate-3-epimerase (gene RPE). The record is from RefSeq and is a predicted model, not a curated record. The transcript has 4 exons. NCBI's taxonomy places the organism in Eukaryota, Metazoa, Chordata, Aves, Pterocliformes, Pteroclidae. Gene Ontology annotation, cellular component: cytosol. Gene Ontology annotation, biological process: pentose-phosphate shunt, non-oxidative branch; carbohydrate metabolic process. Gene Ontology annotation, molecular function: metal ion binding; D-ribulose-phosphate 3-epimerase activity. Bases 1 to 555 code for a protein of 184 amino acids.